AUGUCCUUGUUCUUGAAUAGGGAUGACAUAAAUAGAAUGGAAAGUCAUAACAAAAUCAUGAAAGACGAAGCGUUUAAAACGCAACAGUCCAUUCAGAUUGUACCUCACAGGGUUAAAUUCCCCUUAAUACUAUGCUGCUGGUUCAUUUCGGCUGUAACGCUAACAUCAAGUUUUGUUUCACCCCAACAUGCCCAUCGUGUAGCUCUGAGGGAAAACAGCAGAGAGCCUCGAGUGGGGGAGACCGAUGACAGCGAUCAGGUCACCUACAAACUUGUCAUGACGGCUACUGAAACCCUUCUUCGAGAGUGUGGGAGCUUCUACGAAGCGCAGAAAACGGGGCAAGUGGAGGAGCACCGAACACAAUACAAGCCGCGCAACACUCAAGGAAUUUCUUGUGGAGAGGAACCCAGUCAAGGCACGAAAGCCUGA
Opisthorchis viverrini is the source of this 429-nucleotide messenger RNA. RefSeq lists its product as hypothetical. NCBI's taxonomy places the organism in Eukaryota, Metazoa, Platyhelminthes, Trematoda, Opisthorchiida, Opisthorchiidae. The record is from RefSeq and is a predicted model, not a curated record. The coding region runs from base 1 to 429 and encodes 142 amino acids. The transcript has a single exon.